AUGAAUACUGGGCAACAUUGUCAGGCUAGCGGCGCAAUGAUGGCACCCGGAGGCUGUCCGGCGUACGCCUCAUGCGGACCUGAAGGACACGCUCGCUACCAACAGCAGGCAGGGCGGGCCUACAUGCAGCAGUACGAGGCGCAGCACCAGGCAGCGGUUCGAGGAUAUGCACCACAGCAGGUACAAUACAGAAGUGCACAUCCUGCGGACGUUGCCGCCGCGAACGCCGCCCAGCAGCAAGCACUGCAGCAGCACCAUGUUGGCGGUCAGCCGCAAGUAUCCCACGAUGGGGCGGCAGCGCAACACAACAACGGCAGCCAACAUGCUGUUUCGGCGCCCCAGCAGGAGAGCCAGCAACAGCGGAAGCAGCACCACUCGGCAAAACCUACUGCGAGCAUGCCUCGACCCCACUCAGACUGGCAGAUUCCAGACCGCUAUGAAAUCCGCCACCUCAUCGGAACCGGAUCUUACGGUCACGUUUGUGAAGCCUACGACAAAGUAGAGAAAAGAGUCGUAGCCAUCAAAAAAAUAUUGCGCGUGUUCGAGGAUCUCAUCGACUGCAAGCGGAUCCUGAGAGAGAUCUCGAUCCUGAACAGGCUCAACCACGACCAUGUCGUGAAGGUUUUGGAUAUCGUCAUUCCGAAAGACGUGGAGAAGUUUGAUGAACUCUACGUUGUUCUCGAAAUUGCAGACUCGGACUUUAAGAAGCUUUUCCGCACCCCCGUGUACCUUACUGAGUUGCACAUCAAAACUCUUCUUUACAAUCUCCUUGUUGGCGUAAAAUAUGUUCACUCCGCGGGAAUUUUGCAUCGUGAUUUGAAACCCGCCAACUGCCUGGUCAAUCAAGACUGUAGCGUCAAGGUGUGUGACUUCGGCCUGGCUAGAACUGUCGAUUAUCCCGAGAGCAACUCUCAGCUGCCCAUUUCUCCGCGAGAAGACGACAUGAACCUUGUCGCCGUUCCGUACACGAAGAACCUCAAGAGGCAGCUUACUGGACACGUCGUGACAAGGUGGUACCGGGCACCGGAGCUCAUCUUGCUGCAGGAGAACUACAGCGAGGCCAUUGAUGUGUGGUCUAUUGGAUGUAUCUUUGCUGAGCUUCUCAAUAUGAUUAAAGAAAAUGUAGCUUACCACGCGGACCGAGGCCCGCUCUUCCCAGGGUCGUCGUGUUUCCCCCUGUCUCCGGACCAGAAGGCCGGCAAUGACUUCAAAUUUCACACGCGGGGCAACCGCGACCAGCUGAACGUUAUCUUCAACAUCCUGGGAACUCCAAGCGAGGAAGACAUCGAGGCGUUGGAGAAAGAGGAUGCCAAACGAUAUAUUCGGAUAUUCCCAAAGAGGGAGGGCACAGACUUAGCUGAGAGGUUCCCCGCUUCUUCUGCGGAUGCCUUGGAUCUUCUGAAGAGAAUGCUGGUGUUCAAUCCAAAUAAGCGUAUCACAAUCAGCGAAUGUCUUUCGCAUCCAUUUUUCAAGGAAGUCCGCAUCGCCGAAGUCGAGACCAAUGCGGUAGAAAAAGUUCGCUUGCCUUUCAACGACUGGAUGAACAUGGACGAGCCUCAGCUACGAUACGCAUUCGUGAAAGAGAUACAACGGUAUCAUCCGGAGAUCCAGUUGCCUCGGCGGUCGCCAAAUCGAGCAAGCUCUUAA
This is a messenger RNA of Besnoitia besnoiti, 1647 nucleotides long. Its product is annotated as putative cell-cycle-associated protein kinase MAPK. NCBI's taxonomy places the organism in Eukaryota, Apicomplexa, Conoidasida, Eucoccidiorida, Sarcocystidae. The transcript has 10 exons. Gene Ontology annotation, cellular component: cytoplasm; nucleus. The coding region runs from base 1 to 1647 and encodes 548 amino acids. Gene Ontology annotation, biological process: intracellular signal transduction; protein phosphorylation. Gene Ontology annotation, molecular function: MAP kinase activity; ATP binding. The record is from RefSeq and is a predicted model, not a curated record.